CUCUAUAGCUUCUAGUCAUACAUACACAUUCAUUUAAAUAACUUUAGCUAGACUUGAAUAUGGCUCGUCGUGAGGAGAUUUAUGACGUCUGUGUGGUGGGGGCCGGUAUAGAGGGAAGUUCAACAGCUCGAUACCUUGCUUCGCGGAAGAAAAAGACUCUCCUCUUAGAACAGUUUCCUCUUCCCCAUGCACGUGGUAGCUCACAUGGUCAUAGCAGGAUUGUUCGCUAUGGUUAUCCAGAGGAUUUUCAUGUAGCAUUGAUGCCAGAGGCCUUUGAAAUAUGGAGUGAGGUUGAAAAGAAAUAUGGAAAACCCCUUAUCAAAAAGUGUGGUUUGUUAACGAUAGAUGAACCUCCCUAUGCAGAUGUAGCACAAGUAAUUACCAACGUACGAGGCGUAGGGAAAGAAUGUAUUCCUCUUUCAGCUGAAGAAAGCAACAAGAGAUUUCCUGGUUUAAAUUUCUCACCAGAUGAUUCUUGUGCUCUGGAGCAGGACAGUGGAUUAAUUGAUGCCAAUAGUGCACUUAAAGCGAUGCAGGAACAAUUUGUGGAAUUUGGUGGAAUUUUGCAUGACAGGGAGAAAGUAUUAGAUAUUGAGCCAGGCACUGUGGUCAGCAUUAAAACGGUCAACAACACAUACAAGGCAAGAAGUGUUGUCAUCACUGUUGGUCCUUGGGUGAACAAGGUGCUAAAUCCUCUUGGUGUUACAAUACCCCUGAGUAUACAGAGAAUGAGUGUUUGUUACUGGCCAGUAACUGAACCCCAUCUCUACUCUGCUGACAAGUUUCCUGCCUACAUAUUUUGUGCUCCACUGGGAUGUAGAAAAACCCAUGUUUAUGGGUUUCCAAUAAAUGAGUAUCCUGGGCUAAUUAAGAUUUGUCCUCAUAAAGGUACAGAUAUACCCAGUGCUGACCACAGAGAUUCUUGCACACCACAAGAGGACCCCAAUGUUCAAUUUACAGCUGAAGUUAUUAAGGCUCGUUUUCCUGGUGUGAAGCCAGAACCAAGUAUUGUGGAGUCAUGUAUUUAUUCAGUUACUCCUGAUAGUCUGUUUGUGAUGGACAAGCACCCAGAAUUUAGGAAUAUUGUAAUUGGUGCAGGCUUUUCAGGGCAUGGUUUCAAAAUGGCGCCUGUUGUUGGAAAGAUCCUGUCGCAAAUGGCGCUUGGUGAGAAAGUAUCCUACGAUGUGCUGCCUUUUAGGCUGUCCAGGUUCACAAGCUUUGGAAGAAGUAAAUCUUCACUAUAGAACGCUUCUCACAGCACUUUUCUUAUUGGAGUGUGUGAACUGGACUGAUUUCAGGCAUUCCUCCAAAAAGCUGUUUUAUUUUUUUAGUAACAUACUUCACUUACUCUCAGUCCCAUAUGUAGAUUGGGACCGUUACCACUUCAAAUUAUGCAGUCACAUUUUAUUCCACUCUCCCCCUUUGGGAAGUCACGCAAUCCCCUUGUUUCGAGGAGGGUGUUGCGUGAAAUUUCAAUAACGCCUAUGUAAUUAGGGGCUAUCCUAUAGAUAUUCGUCAUUGUUUUUUUUUUGUUUUGCUUUUUUCUUUUCUUUUAUAUUUUUUCUUCGUUAUUCUUAUUACUAUUAUUAUUAAUCGUUUUUAAACAACUAGACCGUAUGCAAGGUUCAUAUUUUAGGUUAAAUUACUCCUGGGGAAUAAGAUUUUUUGCGUGUUCUGGACUCGCGCAAAAUGUUUAAACCUCGAUCUUUUUUUAAUGGACAACCGAGCGCAAAUAUUCACCAUACUUCUUACUGUGUCCCCACAAACUGAGGAAUUUUAGGAAGAACUACAAGAUUUUGGUACCGAUAUUCUAUUAAUACGGUAGCUAGAAAUGCAAAAAAAAAAUCCGAUUUAUGGUUAAUAUAUAGCAAUAAUAAAAACCGAUUGGUUUUUUGUUCAUUUGAUCUAUAUUCAUUGUCUGAGAGAUAAGAUACGAUUAAGAAAAAAAUUAAUGCAAAUCGCACUGUUUGGAGCCAAUCAGGUUGCAGUGAUCGCUGAUUUGAAGAUGGAUGUAAUAAAGUGGUAUAUUUAUAUCACGAAAAGUACUCAUCGAUAGAGAAGGUGGAUAUAACUCUGGUAUAUUUCAAAAUAAACGAGUGUUUCCCAUUA
Messenger RNA from Pocillopora verrucosa, 2109 nucleotides. Its product is annotated as peroxisomal sarcosine oxidase-like. NCBI's taxonomy places the organism in Eukaryota, Metazoa, Cnidaria, Anthozoa, Scleractinia, Pocilloporidae. The record is from RefSeq and is a predicted model, not a curated record. Gene Ontology annotation, cellular component: peroxisome. Gene Ontology annotation, molecular function: flavin adenine dinucleotide binding; L-pipecolate oxidase activity; sarcosine oxidase activity.